This is a messenger RNA of Astyanax mexicanus (Mexican tetra), 3136 nucleotides long. RefSeq names its product Ig1_MRC-OX-2_like and Ig domain-containing protein. The transcript has 8 exons. The record is from RefSeq and is a predicted model, not a curated record. NCBI's taxonomy places the organism in Eukaryota, Metazoa, Chordata, Actinopteri, Characiformes, Acestrorhamphidae. The coding region runs from base 273 to 1355 and encodes 360 amino acids. Gene Ontology annotation, molecular function: cell-cell adhesion mediator activity.
CACUUGCUUCCUUCAAGUGGGAGGAUAUUUGUUCCUCUCACAGAGCUUAAGCCUUCAGUGUGUGUGUGAGUAUGUGUCUGUGAGUGUGUGUCUGUGGGUGUGCGUGUUGACCAGCUUCACUGCAAAUUUGCACCAGCUGAGAUGAAGUCCUUUUAUGAAAACUUUCUUGAAAGAUUGCUGACUAUCUGUAAGCGAUGGCUGUUGACUAAGAUGAGUGUGGGCACUGAGUGAAACUCCAACAGUAGAAGCCUUGGUUCGGGGGUUCAGUUAAGAUGAGUAGGUGUGCUCCACCUCUAUGCCUGUGGUUGGCUGUGGUACUGCUCGCUCCACUGCACGCAAAGGUCACCGCCCCGGCCCAGCAGCAUGCGGCACUGGGGCUCCCCUUCAUGCUGGGCUGCAAUGUGACGACAGAAGACGGGGAGGUCCUCAAACAGGUCCGCUGGCUGGACGUCCGGAACAAGACCAUCCUCCACUACCAGCCUCAGAGACCUGGAGACCUCAUCAGUCAUGAUGGAGUUGAGCUGGCCAAGCAGCGAGCUCACACCAGUGCCAUCGCCCUCGAGAAGGUCAAGGCCGGGGACGAGGGCUGCUACACAUGUGUGUUUGACGUGUACCCUACGGGGCAGCAGCAAGGAAAGACCUGCCUCUCCGUGACGGCAAGGGUGGAAUCUGUGGGCAACAAAACAGCCGUCCAGGGAAAACCGGUGACCCUCUCGUGUUCGUACGGCCUUACGGAAAAAGUCCAGCAGGUCCUGUGGAGGAAAACAGCAGAGCAGGGCGACACAGUCACCGUGGCUUCCUACACCAAACAGGGCAGCGUUACAGUGGAGACGGUGUUUCAGGACCGAGUCAAGCUGAGCCGGUCACUGGGGCACAGCCAGCUGACCAUAAACCCUGUUCAUACAGAGGACGAAGGGUGCUAUACCUGCGACUUCCACACGUACCCGCUGGGCUCCAAGAGCAUGACAGCAUGCCUCGCUGUUUACGUCCUGCCCAGACCUGAGGUCAGCUACAGCAUUGACGUCGACGUGGUCCAAGCCAACUGUACAGCUGUGUCCCGUCCUCCAGCAGAGCUCGUCUGGAACGUGGAGAAUCAUAACCGCUCACUGGGUCCCUCAGAGACUUCCUCUUAUCAGCAGGGGGACGGCACCACGAUGGUGGUCAGCUCCAUUCACCUGCAGGCCAAACUGCUGGACGAGGAGCAGGUGACUUGUACGGCCCUGCACCAGGGCCUGGAGACCAACAUUUCUGUUCAUCUGAACAGGACUAGGAAUACCCACAUCAUCCUCCUCUCUGUGGGCUGCGUGGUGCUCGUUCUGCUCAUAUGCCUCUGCGUCUGUCUGAAGAAGUGCUAGCAACAAGCUGGCUAAUGUGCUGAGACGACUGACUGAGAAGAACAGAACCGGGAUGAAUGAAUAUGCUGCUAUGAUUGGACACUAAAGGACAGCUGACAGAGCAGGAGCGUGCCUUUUAUACAGUUCGUUUUAUGACUGGGCUAUUAGGUCUAUUUGACACUUUUUCUAUUAAAUAUCACUGUUAUGGUAAGAUAUGAUAAAUCACCAUAAUAUCAGGAGAAUAUUGAGUAAUCUGUUAAUCUUGUAAAUAAUAACUAUUACUGGAAACACUUAAAACCUUUAAAAUACUUUUUUUUGUUCUGUAUAUUUUAGCAAAUGCUAAUGUUUACAUUUCCUAGCCAAUCAAGAAUGAUAUCUUUGCUAUGGAACAUAAAAGAACAUUCUUUUUGUGGCCGUUUAUUUUGAUUGUUAGGUCAUAAGCCAGGCUUAUCGCUGGGAAACACUGUUUUUCUGUUUUACCAGUGAAAACUUUUUUUUUUUUUUUACCUCAAGUGUCUUGCUAUUGUCUGCACAUUUCUACGUGUGUGUUUUAUUUCCUGUACAUGUACCCCCGCUAGAGGGAAGUGUGCUCAUACCCUGGAGCAUAGACCUGCAGGCUUAGAGCCUGGAGACUUUUGUCCUCGUAUUGUCUUUCACAGUGCAUGUAAAAUUGUAUAAUUUCAGUUUGUAUACAGUAUACAGUAUAUACAUAGUUCAAACAUAACAUUAAGUCCACCUCUUUAAGUCCACCACUUUUUUACACCUUUAUACAUCUUUUUUAUGGUUAAAUAUAUCUUUUAAAAUAAUAGACUGUAGUCCUGUAUCUGCUUCUCUGCAUAAUGUAUUAUUAUUAUCCUCCUUUCACCCUGUUCUCCAAUAUAUCAGAUAUAGAAGUGCUGCUGGAGGUUUUAAACACCUUGUGGUCAAUCUCAUAUCCUGAGUAAUGUGUGUUACGAUGCUCAUUGCUAUGUUACACCCUGACAACAAUUUAUUUUUACACCUUGAUCCUGCACUGUUAAAAUAGCAUCGUAGCUUAUAAAUAUAUCUAUGCUGAUGGCUGUGGUGGUCUGGAAGUGAGGUGUGUUCAGGUACAUUUGUGGCAUAUUGCUAUCUUGCCAACCGUGAGACGUUCAUUGCUAUCUUGGCAAUGCAGGCUUGCCUUGUGCUCCGCAGUGCACAAACUCAACAUUUACAUCAACAAUAAACAGAAUAGAAAAUAAAAUAACAUUGCUUUUCUCGUAAUUGACCUGUUUAUGCAUCUUCACAGCCUGAACAAGCAGGUCAGUUUCCUCUGCUGAAAAAGGCGCAGAAGCGAUGCGCCUUUAAAAUACCAAUCUGCCAAUCCAUCAGAGCACACCUUGCUCUUAAAAGGAAUGUGAGGCACGUGACACGCUGAUUGGUUUAUUUCACGUUACACCCAAAACAUGCCUUUUGCACGUUUUGAGCUGAAAAAGGUGUACUUUUCCCGUCGUUAUGAUAGCAAAGACACACUGACAUACCUUUAAUCAGUUGACGGCUCGCCUGUAGAUGGUAGAGCAGUUAGGUAGGAGUGUCUAAUAGAGUGGAAGACAGUGAGUGGACACAGUGUUUAAGAACUCCAGCAGCACUGCUUCAGUGCUGCAGCACAACACACUAAUCAACACCAUGCCAUCGCUUCUCACUGCGGCGCUGAGAAUAAUGACCCACCACCCAAAUAAUAAUAGCUGCUCUGUGGUGGUCUAAGAAUUAAAGUGCUUUUAAAUGUUCAGUGCAGCUGAAAAAAUGGAUUAUGAGUGUAGAAACAAAGAGGUAGUCAUAAUGUU